Neogale vison (American mink) is the source of this 2161-nucleotide messenger RNA. It is a transcript of the gene TMEM269, whose product is annotated as transmembrane protein 269. The record is from RefSeq and is a predicted model, not a curated record. The transcript is spliced from 5 exons. NCBI's taxonomy places the organism in Eukaryota, Metazoa, Chordata, Mammalia, Carnivora, Mustelidae. Gene Ontology annotation, cellular component: membrane. Bases 818 to 1492 code for a protein of 224 amino acids. Gene Ontology annotation, biological process: phospholipid biosynthetic process. Gene Ontology annotation, molecular function: phosphotransferase activity, for other substituted phosphate groups.
AGUGUCAGGAUUACCUUCUAUGCACCUAGCACGUGACUUUGAGCCAAUGUCUCAGUUCUCUGAACCUCGGUUUUCUCAUCCAUAAAAUCAUGACAACACCAUCUUCUGAGGUUGUCAGGAUCAGGAGAGAGAACACAGUGGAAGGGGCCUGUGAACUAUCCACUGUGCUGUCCACGUUCUAUGCUGUCCACGUUCAUUUCUUGUUUCUCACCUCUUCCUCUGCGGGAGCUGGGCCUGCUUGUUCUGGUUGAGGCCUGUCAGAACAGGACCUUGGGGCACCCCAAUAGCAGCUCUGUCUGAGGGAGCGAGCGCAGCUGGUGGGACAAAGGAGGCUGACUCCAUAGCUAUCUCUUCUGGGCUUUCUACCCCUCAGGGACCCUCUUCCCCUGGGUUACUCCUGGGGGGUGAGAGGGUUACCUUUCCCCAGUGUUCUUUUUUAUUCAAAAAGAAUAGAAUAGAAUUCACCACAUGGGCUGGAGGGAGGUCUGCACUAUAGGCAAGGGGUACAGACAGAGGGCGUGGAAACUGGUCUGCGGGCUCACUUGCUUGGCCGUUGCCCUUUCCCGAGACACUCGUCCUCAGCAGCUUUGUCUUUACCUCCUGGUCUCUGCCAUCUGCUUCCUGUCUCUCUCACUACGGUCAGUGACACAGUGCUGGGAGGGUGCGGUUCGGGGAUGAAGUCCGGUGAACAGGAACUGCCUGGUCCCUGGGAGCCUCUUUUGGGACUCUUUGACCUUGGGAACCCUUUACCCCUCUCCCCUGAGCCCCAGAUCCGUGCACCAGUUUCUUCCUGACCAACGACCAGAGCUGUCUCCAGAUGAAUGAAUUUUCCUGGAAGGAUGUCACCAACGCCUUGUCCCUGGCCAACCUGAUCCUGGGGCUCUUCUCCAUCUUCUGCAGCUUCUGCAAGAGAUGUCACUGUGCCUCCUGGAUGCUUCUGAUCAGCUUCCUGUUAGACAUGGCAGUCGGGGCGAUAACCAGACACCUCAGCCUCUGCUCCAAGUCAGGAGUGGAGCUGAAUGACUUGGCGGUCUACACCACCUUCGGCCUGGCCUCAGCCAUGCUCCUCGGCGUGGACGGGCCUCUGAGCGGGUUCCUGGGCAUCAUCUAUGUAUUAGCUGCUACCUUCCGCCUGUGUUUCUAUUCAACUGCAGGCGCUCAGCUCACCUACAAGGGUCUCCCCUGCCGCUACGCUUCCUGUGUCUUGGCCUCCACCUCCCUUCUGACCAAAGGCAACACGUUCAUUCUCUCUUGCAUGGCCUCACUUAUGAUUCUAUUCAUGAUGGACCAGAGCUACUAUCCACAUGAUGAAAUCCUGGAGUCGGAGAACUGGAAAAAAAUGGUGUAUCUGGGAGGUAUCAUCAUGCUGCUUUUGUCUCCGUUCUCCCUAACUGCCUUUUACUGCCUGCUGUGGUCGCUCUCCUACAUCUUCUUUCCAGACGCUCUGUGGGGCAAAGCAGCAUGUCUCAGGCUACAGUGCCGAGAAAACUGAACAGCUUUACCCACUGCCGCUGGCCUCUGUGGUCUUUGUGCCGGCACAUCGGGCCAAGCCUUGCCGUAGCCUCACUAAACCUUUUCCUGUCUCCACGUCUCCUGUGUGCUGGAUAACAUGUGGCCUUGAACCAGAGCAAACCAACAUCAGGCCAGCGGCCUUCACUUUCUCCUCUUGCUCAGGGUUCUGAAUCCCUUGGGGACAACAGUGGUUUAAUGUCCUAAAGAACAGGUUUUCCAAGGACUUCCAGCCCUGUUACCAGAUGGGGGUCCUGGUGCACUCAGGUCAGUCCCUUGGAAAGGAGGGAAAGCCUUUGGAAUUGGUCUCCACCUUGGUCUGGUUGUUAAGGCUCCAGGGGCAGGACAGGGCUUACUAAAGUGGUUCUUAAACUUGCCGGCUCUGGCUCCCUAGAGCUCGUCACGGGACAAUGGCGUUGCCCAGUGUCAGUGUGCAUAGGCUUUUGUGACUUAAAAUUCUGUUUGAGCAGACACAACUUUUGCCUUUUGCAUCAGUGAAGAGAUUAGACACCCUGGCAGCUUGAGGGCACCACCUGGCUUCCUUCCUUCUGGUUUUUUUCCUAAAUUGUAAAACAUUAAACUCUUGAUGUUCAAAUGCCACUUUGUCUUCUAAAAUCCAAAUUGAAUAAAAAUAAAGAGUAUUGUAUGGAAA